Molecule: messenger RNA, 1291 nt
Organism: Cryptomeria japonica (Japanese cedar)
Lineage: Eukaryota; Viridiplantae; Streptophyta; Pinopsida; Cupressales; Cupressaceae
Product: protein SRC2
Exons: 1
Coding region: 140-1141 (333 amino acids)
Biological process (GO): defense response
Source: RefSeq, a predicted model, not a curated record
GAAUGAAUCCUGUCCACUAAACUCAAAAAUCCUCCGCAUGCCGAGAGCUGCAUAUAAAUAGAGUCAUUAUCGACCCGUUCAUCAAUGUACAAAACUCCCACAGAAGCCCGUACAAAUCCCCUGUUCAAUUGAAUUGAGAAUGGCAGGAAAUCCAAGGCCAGUAGAAGUGGAUCUAACAGUCAUUUCUGCAAAAGAUCUGAAAAAUGUUAACUGGCGAUAUGGCGAUCUGCGUCCCUAUGCCGUAGCCUGGGUUGAUCCAGACAUUAAGGUUUCGACUCAGGUCGACCCAGAGGGCGACACGAAACCCUCAUGGAACGAGAAGCUCAUCGUUCCCGUCACAAAGCCGCUGCAGGACGCCGAGCUGACGAUCGACAUUGUCCAUGAAAAGGCCUCCGAUCUGACCAAACCUCUAGUUGGAACUGCUCGGAUUCGACUCGCAGAAAUCCUGGACGAAGUGGGGUUCGACCAGAGGCAAGAACGGACCCUCAAAUUGAAGCGCCCUUCUGGCCGCCCGCAGGGUAAGCUGGAGAUUGCGAUCUGUGUGAGGGAAAAGCGAUGGCCCCAGCAGGAGUACCCUUACCCACAGCCCUACAGCACAAGGGACUAUGCCCCUCCCCCUGCCCCGCAGCCCUACGGCACAAGGGACUAUGCCCCUUCUGCCCCUUAUCCAUACCAGCAAUACCCAUAUGGUGCAAACCCUCCUCCACAGCAAUACCCAUAUGCAUAUGAUUCAAACCCUCCUCCACAGCAAUACCCAUAUGCAUAUGGUUCAAACCCUCCUCCACAGCAAUACCCUUAUGGUAGGAACCCUCCUUCAGGGUACCCUAGUGGACCUUAUGGGAACCCUUAUCCAGAAGAGGCCCCUGUUUCUUAUGGGGGUUCUUCUGGUUAUGGCAGUGGGCCUGCUUAUAGCGAGACUGAGAAGCCCAAGAGCAGUAAGUUUGGAGUUGGGACUGGUUUGGCUGUGGGAGCUGUGGCUGGGGUUUUGGGUGGCUUGGCUCUGGCUGAGGGAGCUGAUUAUGUUGAGGAUAAGAUUGCUGAUGAUGUUGCAGAGAAGGUUGAGGAUGAUUAUGCUGAUCAGGGUGGAUAUGAUGAUUAUGAUGGUGGUGAUGACUUCUAUGAUGGUGGUGAUGACUUCUGAAAAGUGGUCUCCAUUAUAGGAUAUAUCUUUCUGGUGUUGGUGUGAGUUUUGAUCCAGAAUUGUUUUGUUUCUGCAUGAAAGCAUUGUUGUGAGAAUUUUGAAUUUCAAUAAAUCUUGCAGUUGUUUACUGCUAGAAAGCAAUUAUCUUUA